Messenger RNA from Alternaria incomplexa, 2667 nucleotides. RefSeq lists its product as uncharacterized. Gene Ontology annotation, cellular component: nucleus; cytoplasm. Gene Ontology annotation, biological process: peptidyl-threonine phosphorylation; peptidyl-serine phosphorylation. NCBI's taxonomy places the organism in Eukaryota, Fungi, Ascomycota, Dothideomycetes, Pleosporales, Pleosporaceae. The transcript is spliced from 6 exons. The record is from RefSeq and is a predicted model, not a curated record. Gene Ontology annotation, molecular function: protein serine/threonine kinase activity; protein tyrosine kinase activity; ATP binding. Bases 1 to 2667 code for a protein of 888 amino acids.
AUGGAACCACAGUGGACUGCCUACUCGGAGGCACCGGGUAAUCGCUACUCGCACAGCAUGGCCCCGUCUCCGCACGCCUCGCGGGACGCCAGCGUGUCUUCGCAGGUCAAGCCGGACCCCUACGCAACGCCGUCACGACAGAAUUCAAUGCCUUUGCAAUCGCCUGGCGGCACUGCUAGCCGAGGCCCCGAGUACAACGACGGCGAUGGCGAUGUUCCCAUGGAGGAUGCAUACAAGCCGCGGCUGAACAUGGCGCGCCCUACGCAACAGCAGAGGCAAUCGCAGCAGUUCCUCCAGCAAGAGGAGAGUGCCGCCGCCCGCAGAUACUCGCCCAUGAACCUUUCACCUACCUCGCCCUACUCGGGCGGUGCGCAGCAGGGCGGACAGAACUACACCAGCUUUACCCCUCAGGCCCAAGCGCAGACGCAAGCCAGCCGGCAGAGCCCGACGCGCAACAAUCCCUAUAUGUCGCCGCCCAACAACUACUACUCUCCGCCAUCCUCCCGACCGCAUGCGCCUCAACUGCCGCCUCUACAGUCCAACAUGAGCCCCGAGAGUUUCUACCCGCAAUCUGCGACGGCGCAAUUGAACGCGGUAUACAACAGAGACGCUCGAUCGCCGCGCGCCUCCUCCAGCUCAAACCCUUCACAGCUGCCUCCGCCAGGCCGAGGGCCAGUACCAAAAUUCGAAAAGUGUGUCAACACUGCCGAUUUGCAACCUAAGAUCAAUGCCCAGCCGCCCUUUCGUCGCGCAAAUCCUGAGGGUGGCUUUAUUAGCCCCCUACAAGCGCUCACUGCCCACCUGCCAAUGACCUACAAGCUGUGCAACGGCGGCUUCAACUACCAAUCGUCGCGCAACCCUCGCCGAGUCCUCACGAAGCCGAGCAAGGGCGUCAAGAACGACGGAUACGACAACGAGGAUAGCGAUUACAUACUCUACGUAAACGACAUUCUUGGGUCAGAGGAAUCAGGGCACAAGAACCGCUAUCUGAUUCUAGAUGUGCUAGGUCAGGGUACCUUUGGGCAGGUUGUCAAGUGCCAGAACUUGAAGACACAGGAGGUUGUUGCGGUCAAGGUUAUCAAGAACCGGACAGCAUACUUCAACCAGAGUAUGAUGGAAGUGUCGGUGCUUGAUUUGUUGAACAAGCAAAUGGACAAGAACGAUGAUCAUCACCUUCUGCGGCUGAAAGACACCUUCAUCCACAGGCAACAUCUGUGUCUGGUCUUCGAGUUGCUCAGCGUCAACUUGUACGAGCUGAUCAAACAAAAUCAGUUCCGUGGACUGUCCACAACCCUGGUGCGCGUGUUCGCACAGCAGCUGAUCAAUGGUCUCGCAUUGCUUGGAAAGGCAAAGCUGAUACAUUGCGACUUGAAGCCCGAGAAUAUCCUGUUGAAGAACCUCGAGAGCCCAAUCAUCAAAAUCAUCGAUUUCGGUUCCGCAUGCGACGAACGCCAGACCGUGUACACGUACAUCCAAUCGCGAUUCUACCGAUCACCCGAAGUUCUGCUUGGUCUGCCGUAUUCAGCAGCGAUCGACAUGUGGUCAUUGGGUUGCAUUGUUGUCGAGUUAUUCCUCGGUCUGCCUCUGUUCCCAGGCUCGUCUGAGUACAACCAAGUGUCAAGGAUAACGGAGAUGCUGGGGCUACCACCGCAUUGGAUGCUCGAAAUGGGCAAGCAAUCAGGAGAGUUCUACGAGAAGUCGCAGGAUGAGUAUGGUCGCAAGCAAUAUCGGCUGAAGUCAAUGGAGCAGUACUCACGGGAACAUGGCACGAAGGAGCAGCCCAGCAAGAAGUACUUCUCUGCCACAACCCUGCCCGACAUAAUUAAGAAUUAUCCCAUGCCGCGGAAGAACAUGAAGCCAAACGAGAUCGAGCGAGAAAUGGCCAACCGAGCGGCCUUUAUCGACUUUGCACAGGGACUGCUGAAUCUCAACCCACUAGAACGUUGGACCCCUGCGCAGGCCAAGUUACAUCCGUUCAUAACCCAGGCCAAGUUCACUGGUCCAUUCGUACCUCCCAUGACUCUAAAGUCUGGCUCAAGCAGGUCGCCUGCCCCCGGUGUUCAGGAACAGCAACGAUACGAGGGCAUGAGCAGACAGCGACAGCAGCAGCAACAACAGGCCGUCGCGCAACAGCAACAAGCGCAAGCAGCCCAGCAUGCUGCGUAUGCGAACAUGCAGAUGAACCAGUAUGCCGCUGCACAAAGCCCGCAGGCUCAGCAAAACCCCUACAACAUGUACGGCCCGAACCACCAGGGCGCUCCUCCACCAUAUCCUGCACAGACAGCACAAUACGGUCAGCCGAUGAAUAUGAUGCAGCCACAACAGCCACGGCAAUACAACCAGCCCCAGAACCUGUAUGCCCAAGCUACCACCCGCGCUGGGCGGCAGCGAGCAACGACGAUGGAUCAACAGCAGUCGGGACAAUCAGGUAUCCCCCCUGCCCUUCAGAGGGUCAUGAGCCACCUCGAUCCCAACGCGCCUGUUCGUCUGCAACCAUCACCGGCAUACUACCCACCGCCACCUGAUGGUGCCCCUGAAAGCGCGAGCAGCGCCGCCAGGAGAAGGGGGUCAAGGGCAGGCAAUUCAAACCGCAACCAGAACUUUGUGCGAAACUUGGAAGACCGGACGCUUGAAGAAGGUUUUAUGGGUCAGAAUCAUUGGCAGUGA